Penicillium malachiteum is the source of this 1512-nucleotide messenger RNA. RefSeq names its product F-box domain protein. NCBI's taxonomy places the organism in Eukaryota, Fungi, Ascomycota, Eurotiomycetes, Eurotiales, Aspergillaceae. The transcript is spliced from 3 exons. The coding region runs from base 1 to 1512 and encodes 503 amino acids. The record is from RefSeq and is a predicted model, not a curated record.
AUGGACCAGCCACGUCAGAUUCAUCAUCUCGCCGAUGAGCUGGUGAAUGAAAUCUUAGCCUUUAUACUCGAAUCAGGCCCGCAAAAUCCACAUGGGAAAUUGUAUAUCAACGGGAAUCAUAGUCAGGAUAACCGUCGGCCUAUUGCAUAUGGCGAAGCAUCAGACUUGGAUUGCUUUCGUCUGGUAUGCAAACGGUUUAUGCGAAUUGGCACUCCUCGAAAAUUUGCUCGUUUUAAUCUACGGUUUUCUGAAGAUGGGUUUCGGCGACUGGGGGAAUUGCUGGAGAUGCAGCGGGCUUGUUAUGUGAAAACGGUGACAUACCUCGUGCGACCUUUCUAUCAAGGCAGCGGAUGGCGACCAAUAUUGCAAACCAUCGGCUCUAAAAACCGGGCUCUGGCACAACUGCAUAGCCAGCGCUUAGAGGAACAAACCAACCUAGUCGAGACCAACUUCGAUCUCAGCCAGUUGUGUCUAGGAAUUGCGGCAUUUUCUGCCCUACAAGAAAUCAAGUUGCUCCGUCUCCAGGAUGAGGCAGAUGAGCAUCUGCUUGAUCUCGUUCAUGAAAACUAUAUCCGCGGUACUGAAACUAUGGACUCGAGCCGUAUUUGGUUUGACUGGGAAUCAGCAUGCUCGCGCGCAGUCACGAACCUGGGGAUUGCCCUGUUGAACUCUCAAUGCUCUGCGAUACGAUUUAUUGGUCCACAUAUCAGCCCCGAAGCUACGCUUCAACUGUUAAGAGCCCCAUCAACAACCCUGGCUGCAAUGGGCAACCGUCUAACCAGCCUGGACAUAAAUUUUCACUCGCAUUCCGACAUUACAGCCACCAUGUCUGAUCUAUCCAGUUCGCGAUUCACAUUGGAUUCCCUCCAAAAACCCCCCCUUGAUCUAGACCUGGAAUCUAUUUUCCAUAAUAUUCGAUGGAAAACUCUUCGCACUCUUAGUUUACAGGGCUGGCGCUUGGACGCAGAUGAGAUCAUCUCAUUAAUCCGUCGUCAUCGUCGCCAACUCCGUGAUUUCCGCCUCUUCGCUGUGUACCUUCGACCACGGGGGCGUUGGAAGGACGUGCUCUGCGUUCUGCGUAACGAAAUGGAGCGCCUAGACAGUGUGGAACUACGUGAAAUCGACUACACAGAACACUUCGAUGCACUCGCCCGCGUCGACGGCAUCGAGGUCUUUGAUACACCGCUAUCUCCAUCAGCACCAUCUUCUAUUUCAUUUGCGGCUGGUACAACCCUCUCAGACCAGGCCUUUUUCUCGGGAAUUGGACUUGGAUCCGGUGUACCUAUUGCGCAUGGAAGACGAAUCCCGAUACAGCGCACUUCAUUGGAAAAAUUACAUCAUCUUUCAACAGAUGAUCUGGGAGAUAGUGGGAUCGCUGUUCAGAGAGAGCAGGUUCAGUUUUGGGCUGCGUGGGUUCUAUCGGGAUUCCAACGAGGUAUCCAAAAUACCAAUGGGCAUGAAAACAAUGGAAACGGGAACGGUCAUAGCCGGGUCCCUGCCUAUCACAUCUGA